Molecule: messenger RNA, 766 nt
Organism: Thamnophis elegans (Western terrestrial garter snake)
Lineage: Eukaryota; Metazoa; Chordata; Lepidosauria; Squamata; Natricidae
Product: phosphatidylinositol 3-kinase catalytic subunit type 3-like
Exons: 6
Coding region: 60-710 (216 amino acids)
Biological process (GO): phosphatidylinositol-3-phosphate biosynthetic process; autophagosome assembly; phosphatidylinositol-mediated signaling
Cellular component (GO): peroxisome; endosome; phagophore assembly site
Molecular function (GO): 1-phosphatidylinositol-3-kinase activity
Source: RefSeq, a predicted model, not a curated record
GCAUCAGCUGGUUUGCCGAUGACAGAGACAGCAGCGGGAGGGUUGGCGCACCAGCCGCCAUGGGGGAAGCGGAGAAGUUCUGCUAUGUCUACAGCUGCGAGCUGGACCUGAACGUGCAGCUGAAGAUAGGCAGUUUGGAAGGGAAGAGAGAGCAGAAGAGCUACAAAGCGGUUUUGGAAAGCCCCAUGCUGAGGUUCUCCGGGUUGUAUCAAGAAACGUGUUCUGACCUCUAUGUCACCUGCCAGGUGUUUGCAGAAGGAAAGCCCCUUGCUCUCCCUGUCCGGACAUCCUACAAAGCUUUCAGCACCAGGUGGAACUGGAAUGAAUGGUUAAAACUGCCAGUUAAAUACCCAGAUUUGCCCCGAAAUGCUCAGGUGGCCUUCACAAUAUGGGACAUCUAUGGACCCGGGAAAGCAGUCCCUGUGGGGGGCACAACGGUCUCUCUCUUUGGGAAAUAUGGGAUGUUCCGUCAAGGGAUGCACGAUCUCAAAGUGUGGCCCAACGUGGAGGCAGAUGGUUCCGAGCCCACCAAGACCCCUGGGAAAACAAGCAGUACAUUUUCAGAAGACAAGAUGAGUCGGUUAGCCAAGCUCACCAAAUCCCACAGGCAGGGGCACAUGGUCAAAGUCGAUUGGCUGGAUCGGUUGACCUUUCGAGAAAUUGAAAUGAUCAACGAGAGCGAGAAGCGAGUUCUAAUUUUAUGUACCUGAUGAUUGAAUUCUGUUGCGUCAAAUGCGAUGACAAAGAGUACCCAUUGUGUAUUACG